Sorghum bicolor (sorghum) is the source of this 474-nucleotide messenger RNA. RefSeq lists its product as uncharacterized. Bases 1 to 474 code for a protein of 157 amino acids. The record is from RefSeq and is a predicted model, not a curated record. The transcript has a single exon. Lineage: Eukaryota; Viridiplantae; Streptophyta; Magnoliopsida; Poales; Poaceae.
AUGACGCAGUCGACGCAGUCGUCCUCCACUACCGGCUCCCUCGGCUCCGCCACGUCUGGAGCAAUGGUGGACGGCCUUGCACCCGCCUUCUACGCUGCCUACGCUGCUGUCAACAUCAAGCAGCACGUCCCGAUCGUCCUCUGUCUCGAGCGUCCCAAUUACUCCAAGUGGAAGGCCUUCUUCACCGCUGUUUGCGGGAAGUACGGACUGCUCGGACACAUCGACGGCACGGAGGCUGCUCGUCCGGCUGACCCUACAUGGUCCCAGGCCGACGCCUGCAUUCGCGGGUGGAUGUACAACUCAUGCGACGACACCGUCCUCGACCUCGCCAUGGAGGCCGAUCAAGAUGCACGCGCUUUGUAUAUCUCCAUCGAAGCUCUAUUCCAGGCGAACAAGGAGCCUCGGGCGAUCAUCCUUGGGCAGGAGUUCCACAGCAUGACCCAAGGUGAUCUCUCUGUCGAUGCCUACGCGUAG